Messenger RNA from Peniophora sp. CBMAI 1063, 930 nucleotides. Lineage: Eukaryota; Fungi; Basidiomycota; Agaricomycetes; Russulales; Peniophoraceae. The record is from the annotation of a GenBank genome assembly.
AUGACCAACUACGACGACCCUACGCUCAUCGCUACUGAGACAGUUAACGUCACAAAGUCGCUACAUGUCUUGGCGGGGCUCAUAACAUGGGAGUUUCUCAAUUUCGUGGACUUCGAUUGGAGUAUGAUAGUGGGGAAGCGCCCAAGGAAGUGGACUUUCUGGGUGUACAUGGGCUGUCGCGUAUUUCCGCUAAUCGAAGCGGCAUUCACUCUCCGCGCAUUGGACCAUAGGCCAGCCGUGAACUGCUUACACCUGCAUCGGGCUGCAUGGGCCUUUGGAACGGCUACAUUCAUCUGCUCUUCCCUAAUCAUUCUUAUGCGAUUGUUCGCUGUAUGGAGACAGAGUGUCCCGAUCAGGGUUCUCGCGACCGCUGUCUGGGUUACGAAUAUACCUUUAGCUGCAAUCAAUAUUCCGAAGCUGCAAGCGCUUCCUGAUCCUUUCACAAGGACAUCCUGCAUCGUACCCAACGCUCAAGUGAUGUUGGUCAACUUUGUAUUCUUCUUGGGCACUGAGGUUUCGCUGUCCUUUGUCACCCUAUAUGGACUUUGGCGGUUGCGCGAUGUUGCCCGGGGAAACAUUUGGAGGCUCAUGUACAGACAGGGUUGGCUGUGGCCCAUGCUAGCCAUAUCUAUGCAGACCCCUACGGUGGUCAUAUUGGCGUUGAAUCUGAAUGGUGCCUUAAACAUCGCUCCAUUGACCCCUGGCAUGAACAUAAUGGCAAUUGCAGCGGGAAGGUUGUAUCGCUCUCUGAUUCUCACUGCAACAGAAGCUACAGUUCGAGCGAGUGCGCCCCGCUCAGGGGGCCGUGGGAAACUCAGCACACGAAGAGUCAAUUCAACUCCAAGUCCUUGCUCAUCGCAGCGUAGUAGUGGCCUGAGUCAUCGUCCUCCCCGAUCGAGCAUGAAAUGUGUGGCGUGCGAUCUGGGUUAG